AUGGGCAAGGUCGCCACCGUCUUCUCGGCGGCUCUGCUGCUUGCCAGCAAGGCCGCUGCCCUCGACCCCAUCGUCAUGAAGGGCACCAAGUUCUUCUACGAGAACGGCACCCAGUUCUACAUGAAGGGUAUCGCCUACCAGCAGGAUACCGCCGCCGCCGGCGGUGAGUCCACGACUGGCGAGUACAAGGACCCCCUCGCCGAUGAGGCCAGCUGCGAGCGUGACAUCCCCAUCAUGGCCAAGGCUGGCACCAACAUCAUCCGUACCUACGCCAUUGACCCCACCCAAAACCACGAUGCCUGCAUGAAGCUUCUCAGCGACAACGGCAUUUACCUCGUCUCUGACCUGGGCGAGCCCAAGCUGUCCAUCAACCGUGACAACCCCCAGUGGAAUGUCGACCUCUUCCAGCGCUACCAGGCAGUCAUCGAUGCACUCGCCAAGUACGACAACACCAUUGGUUUCUUCGCCGGUAACGAGGUGUCCAACAACAAGUCCAAUACCGAGGCCUCUGCCUUCGUCAAGGCUGCUGUUCGUGACACCAAGAAGUACAUCAAGGACAAGGGCUACCGCUGGAUGGGUGUUGGCUACGCUGCCAACGAUGACGCCGAUAUCCGCGACAACUCUGCUCACUACUUUAACUGCGGUGACCAGGGUGCUGCUAUCGACUUCUGGGGCUACAACAUCUACUCGUGGUGCGGUCAGAACACCCUGGCUGGCUCUGGCUACACUACCCAGCUUGACUUCUUCAAAAACUUCUCCGUCCCCGUCUUCUUCGCCGAGUACGGUUGCAACGAGCCCAACGGCGCCGCUGGCCGUCUCUUCGAGGAGACCACUGCUCUGUAUGAGGAGCCAAUGACCGACGUCUUCUCCGGCGGUAUCGUCUACAUGUACUUCGAAGAAGCCAAUGACUAUGGUCUCGUCCAGGUCACGGACAACAAGGCCACCCCCAUGAAGGACUACGGCGUGCUUUCCUCCCGUGUCCUGGCCGCCACCCCCUCCCCCGUCCAGAUGAACUCUUACCAGCCUACUAAUAAGCCUGCUGAGUGCCCUCCUGUCGCUGCUACCUGGGAGGUUCACGGCGAUGCUCUCCCCCCCACCCCUGACAGCUCCCUGUGCGAAUGCAUGGUCAAGAGCGUUUCUUGCACCCCCAAGGCCGGCCUUGAUGCUGAUGCCAUGGGUGAAAUCUUCGGCUACAUCUGCGGUGCCGACCCCAAGUCCUGCAACGGCAUCAACACUAACACCACCACCGGUGUCUACGGCGCCUACUCCAUGUGCAACGACACGCAGAAGCUUGCUUAUGUCCUGGACACCUACUACAAGGCCCAGAAAUCUGCCAGCACCGCCUGCGACUUCAACGGCCAGGCCCAGGUUGUCACCCCCGCCAGCAGCGACAGUUCCUGCAAGGCUGCUCUCUCCUCUGCCGCCGCCGCCAACAGCGCCGCCGCCACUGCCACCGCUCCCGUUUCUUCCACCGGCAAGGCCGGCUCCAGCGCUUCUGGCAAUGCCGCCGCCGGUAACCCUUACCAGCCCAUGUUCAACUUUGCUGGUUUCGCCGUCGGUGCCUACCUGGUUGCCGCUGGUGCCAUUGGUGCUGCCAUGGUUGCCCUGUAA
Messenger RNA from Colletotrichum graminicola M1.001, 1611 nucleotides. RefSeq names its product glycolipid anchored surface protein. Gene Ontology annotation, biological process: fungal-type cell wall (1->3)-beta-D-glucan biosynthetic process. NCBI's taxonomy places the organism in Eukaryota, Fungi, Ascomycota, Sordariomycetes, Glomerellales, Glomerellaceae. The coding region runs from base 1 to 1611 and encodes 536 amino acids. Gene Ontology annotation, cellular component: cytoplasm; fungal-type cell wall. The transcript is spliced from 2 exons. Gene Ontology annotation, molecular function: 1,3-beta-glucanosyltransferase activity. The record is from RefSeq and is a predicted model, not a curated record.